UUCUGCGCAAGCGCCCUUCUGGUUUCCGCUUAGCGGAAAAUGGCGGCGGCGGGAGCAGGAUCCCGGGGCGGAGCGGCUCAAUCCAAUCCCGGAACCGGGGCCGUACAGCAGGGCCUGAAAGAAGCCCUAUUCGAGGCGCUUGGCUCCAUCCUCUCCCCCGUACAAGAGGUGCGGGCCGCCGGGGAAGAACAAAUUAAAGUGCUGGAGGUGACAGAGGAGUUUGGUGUUCACCUGGCUGAGCUGACAGUGGAUCCCCAGGGUGUUCUGGCUAUACGGCAGUUGGCAUCUGUAAUUCUCAAACAGUAUGUGGAAAAUCAUUGGUGUAAUCAGUCCGAGAAAUUCCAUCCGCCUGAGACCACUGAGAGGGCAAAGGUGGCCAUCAGGGAGCUUUUACCAAAUGGUCUUCGAGAGCCAAUCAGUAAAGUGCGAUCAAGUGUAGCCUAUGCUAUAUCAGCAAUAGCUCACUGGGAUUGGCCCGAGGCGUGGCCAGAGCUCUUCAGACUGUUGAUGGAAAUGCUGAUCAGCGGUGAUGUGAAUGCAGUGCAUGGGGCCAUGCGGGUACUCACAGAAUUCACCCGAGAAGUGACAGACACACAGAUGCCGCUGGUGGCUCCUGUAAUUUUGCCUGAAAUGUACAAGAUUUUUACAAUGGCUGAGGUUUACAGCAUUCGAACUAGAGCACGUGCAGUUGAGAUCUUUACCACAUGUGCCAACCUUAUCUGUGCAAUUGAGGAGGUUGAGAAGGGUGCAGCCAAGGCAUUGAUCUUCCCUGUGGUACAGCAGUUCACGGAGGCAUUUGUACAAGCCCUGCAGAUGCCUGAUGGCCCAAACUCUGACAGUGGGCUGAAGAUGGAAGUUCUGAAGGCUGUGACAGCGCUGGUGAAGAAUUUUCCAAAGCACAUGGUUUCGUCAAUGCAGCAGAUCUUGCCAAUUGUGUGGAGUACGCUAACUGAGAGUGCGGACGUUUACGUAAGGACAGAGGUGAAUUACAUGGAAGAGGUGGAUGAUCCAGUGGACUCAGAUGGCGAGGUGCUGGGGUUUGAAAACUUGGUGUUCAAUAUUUUUGAGUUUGUGCACACAUUACUGGAGAACAGGAAGUUUAAGAGCACCGUGAAGAAGGCCCUGCCUGAGCUCAUCUACUACAUCAUCCUGUACAUGCAGAUCACUGAGGAGCAGAUUAAGGUUUGGACAGGAAAUCCGCAUCAGUUUGUGGAGGACGAGGAUGACGAUACCUUCUCUUAUUCUGUGCGGAUCUCUGCCCAGGAUCUCCUGCUGGCUGUUGCAAGUGACUUCCAGAGUGAGAGUGCCAUCGCCUUAGCAGCAGCUGCGACUAAACAUUUGCAGGAAGCAGAGCAGGCCAAGAGUGAUGGGAAUGUGCACUGGUGGAAGAUUCACGAGGCUUGUAUGUUGGCACUGGGCUCAGUGAAGAACGUAAUCACUGAGAGCGUGAAGAAUGGACGGAUACAGUUCGACAUGCAUGGAUUCCUCACCAAUGUCGUUCUUGUUGAUCUCAACCUGUCAGUCUCUCCAUUCCUGCUGGGUCGUGCACUCUGGGCUGCCAGUCGCUUUGCCACUGUUAUGACUCCUGAACUAAUCCAGCAAUUUUUACAAGCGACAGUCAGUGGCUUGCAUGAGACACAACCACCAUCAGUGCGAAUCUCUGCUGUACGAGCCAUCUGGGGGUACUGUGACCAGUUGAAAAUCUCUGAAUGUAUACAUGUUUUACAACCGUUCCUUCCCAGCAUCCUGGAUGGUUUGAUGCAUCUUGCUACACAGUUCAGUUCUGAAGUGCUGACCCUGGUCAUGGAGACAUUAUGUGUUGUUUGCACCGUGGAUCCUGCCUUCACCAUUAGUGUAGAAAAUAAAGUCUGCCCACUUACCAUUGCAAUCUUCCUCAAAUACAGCAACGAUCCAGUGGUGGCAUCGCUGGCUCAGGAUAUCUUCAAGGAGCUUGCACAGAUAGAGGCCUGUCAAGGCCCCAUGCAAAUGAGGUUAAUUCCAACUCUCAUUAGCAUAAUGCACGCUCCUUCUGAUAAAAUCCCCUCUGGCCUCUGUGCGACUGCCAUUGACAUACUGACAACUGUAGUGAGAAAUACCAAGCUGCCACUGUCGGAGGUGCUGAUCUGUCAGGCGUUUCCUGUUGUGGCUCAGUGUACACUGCACACAGACGACAAUGCAACCAUGCAGAAUGGUGGAGAGUGCCUGCGAGCUUAUGUGGCUGUGGCACUGGAGCAGAUAGCACAAUGGCAUGAUGACCAGGGUCACAACGGGCUCUGGUACGUCAUGCAGGUGGUGAGCCAGCUUCUGGACCCACGUACCUCUGAAUACACAGCAGCAUUUGUAGGGCGACUGGUUUCCACGCUCAUCUCUAAGGCUGGCUCACAGCUAGGAGACAACCUUGACCAGAUACUGCGAGCAAUCCUCAGCAAAAUGCAGCAAGCAGAGACACUCAGUGUCAUGCAGUCUCUGAUCAUGGUGUUCGCACACCUCGUUCACAAUCAGCUGGAGCCUCUGCUGGAGUUUCUGUGCAGUCUGCCUGGACCCACCGGGAAACCUGCUCUAGAGUUUGUCAUGUCUGAGUGGACAAGUCGGCAGCCUCUCUUCUACGGACAAUAUGAGGGCAAAGUCAGCACCGUAGCAAUGUGUAAACUCUUACAACAUGGCAUUAACACAGAUGACAAGAGGCUGCGGGAUAUCAUGGUGAAAGGGGAAGAAAUAUUCAAUGCCGAUGAGGGAAUACGCACUCGCUCCAAGGCAGCAAAAAAUCCAGAGCGUUGGACCAACAUUCCUCUGCUAGUAAAACUCUUCAAGCUGCUCAUUGGUGAACUCUCCAGUGUCAUGGAAGCAAAUAUCUCACGGCAAUCCACAGCAGCAGAGUGGAAUCAAGAUGAAGUUAAUGACAUGUGGGAGGACCAAGAUGAUGAUGAUGAUGAGGAUGAUGACGAGGGUUUAGCGGGACAGCUGUUAUCAGAUCUACUCAAUCCAGGAGUAGGCGUUAGAUAUGAUGAUGAUUAUUAUGAUGAGGAUGAUGAAGAUGAUCCAGACACUCUGAAAGAUCCCUUGUAUCAAGUUGAUUUACAGGCGUAUCUAACAGAUUACCUCCGUCAGUUUGCACAGCAGCCCUGCUACACACCAUUUUCUGAUCACCUCAAUGAAAAGGAGAAGAGAGUUUUACGCUCAAUAGGCAUUUAAGAUAACCUGGAAGAGACACAAUACCCCCACAUUUACUGGGUCAUUGACUGACACUGAGGUCAGUCAUUGUUAAUACUGCCUCCUUCUGCGCCAGCUGCUCAUUUUACGGGGAGAGAAAUCAGAUUUCAUCGUAGCCUUUUUCCAUCAUGACUCCAAGCAAUAACUGCAGAGGCCUGACUGAAGAUCAGUGGUUUCAUCCAAGGAAGCACACAUGCUUGUCAAAGUUUCUGCAGCUGUGCUGUUGGGGACUGGAGGAAGCCUGUGCGGUGAAGCAGGUUCCUUUCAUGAGGCAGUACUGUCAUUCUUCAACCUGCAGGAUACAUAGGAGCAGCCCUGGUUAAACACACUAUUUUUGCUACAGAACACAAAACAUUAAGUUACACGAUGCACUUAAAGAAGUGGAAUGAAGAUUCAAGCUUUGUGAAACAUUUUGUUUUGCAGUUCUCCUGAUAUUUGUCCUGAAGUGUUCCUACUGAGAGUUGCUCCAUUACUGGAGUGAUAAAAGGAGUAAAUUGAGCAGUGGCAGAUGUAAUUCUGAGCAAGUUCUGAGAUAGUUACGGCCUGGUUGCUCUUUAGGAUGAGAUUUGGUUUGUCUGGGACACUUGUCUGUUCUGUUUCCAUUCAGGGAAGAGAAACAAAAUAAAAUACAAUAAAAGGA
This is a messenger RNA of Carcharodon carcharias (great white shark), 3850 nucleotides long. It is a transcript of the gene ipo9, whose product is annotated as importin 9. Bases 40 to 3192 code for a protein of 1050 amino acids. The record is from RefSeq and is a predicted model, not a curated record. Gene Ontology annotation, molecular function: small GTPase binding. The transcript is spliced from 24 exons. Gene Ontology annotation, cellular component: cytosol; nuclear envelope. Gene Ontology annotation, biological process: protein import into nucleus. NCBI's taxonomy places the organism in Eukaryota, Metazoa, Chordata, Chondrichthyes, Lamniformes, Lamnidae.